AAAAACUCUCUUUCUUUCUUUGCCUUUUGCUUUACCAAGGUCAGCAACCCAUCUAACUGUCCAAGUUCCUCAGCCAGGCCUCAAACCCUCACCCCCUUUGACAUGGAAAUGCCAUUGCUUUUUUCUUCUUUUACUCAGCUAGGGUUACGUGUGUUUUCACUUUCUUUUUUGAUUAAAGUGCAAAAACAGCAAACAAAAUCCUUGAGCUUUGUUUAGUUCACGGGGACGGCCCAACCCAGAAUCCAAUGCACUCUUUCUAUCUCUCUCCCUGUUACCCUAUACUAAGCCUGUCUAGUAGACUUGCCAGUAGAUGAGUAGAGCCAGAGUCAACUUAGUAGAUUUUCUUUUGCUUUUAUCUUUUUUUUUUCCCUCUCUCUCUCCACCCGUGUGUGUGAGUGUGAGGCUUCACUUUCACUUUUGUUUUUGCAUAUGCAUAAAGCUUAGCUUUGCUUUGCUCCGCUCGCUCUUCUGUCUAUAGUGUCAACGCUAACAAAAAGAGCAACCCCAGGAAGUUUCCUACCUCCCUUCCUCCUCCUGUAAAACCCUUUUACUUUGCUCUCUAUGCUGUUGCUUUCCCUUUUGUUUUGUGUUUGGGCUGUUUCAACUUGUCCCUCUUUAAAUCCCCCGGAGCCCCACUAAGCUUCACUUAACGCUCUUGCACCCCGCAGUCUCUUACACUCUCAAGGCUUCCCCUUCAGCUUCCUUACACCAGUUAGUUUCUGAAAUAAUCUGCCCAUGGAGAAUGCUAAUGGCUGGGCUUCAAGGCCAUCUAGAAAGAGGAAGUUGCCUGAAGAAGGCAAUGAUAUGUUGAACUUCUCCUUGGAUGAGCUCAAUGAAGACCUCCUAGAAAGGGUCCUUUCAUGGUUACCGACCUCAGCGUUCUUUCGCCUCAGUUCAGUGUGCAAGAGAUGGAAAUCAUUUGCAGCUUCUGAAAGUUUUAAGCUAGCAUGCUCUCGGAUUCCUUCACGGGAGCCUUGGUUUUUCAUGGUGGAUCCCAAUCUUAAUCAAUCCGUUGUCUUUGACUCUGCUGAAAAAGCUUGGAAAAAACUCAAUCAUCCGCCUCUCCUCUUGCGUAACUGUAACUGUGACUCCAUUCCAGUUGCAGCAUCCGGUGGUCUUGUCUGUUUCCGCAAUAUGUCUGGCGAUUACAUUGUAUGCAAUCCUGUGACAGGAUCUUGUCGCGAACUCCCUCCAGUGGAUCCAGACUCUCCAGAUCGAUCUCUUCAUGCUAUUGCAAUGGAUGCAUAUUCCAACUACCAUGGCUCAUACAAGCUUGUCUUAGUCUCUGGUGAUCUUCCAAAGCUUUCAUUCAAAGUUUAUAACUCAAGUGCUGAUUGCUGGGAAGAAGAGAUUAUGUUGAGGAGAAAAGCUGAUGAUUGUACAGAAUUCGACUCAGCCGAUGAUGAUGCUGUGUACUUCCUUAGUAAUGCUGGAAAUGUAGUGGCAACUAACACGCAGAGAAGCCCAUCCAAGCAGUAUUCAUCAGUCAUUACUCUUAAAGAUGGUGAGGAGAUUGUUUAUUUCCUCAGCUCCUCAGGAACAGUUGUGGCUUGCAAUCUGACCCGCAAGUAUUUCUCUGAAUAUCCCAGACUGUUGCCCGUCUUUUCUGAGUACUCCAUUGAUGUGGUGGAGUGUAGAGGAGAGAUGUUGGUUGUUGUGUUAUCAGAAUUUUUUGAAAGUGCUAGCCUUAGGGUGUGGAGGUUUGAUGAGAAAGCCAAGUCUUGGAAUCAGAUUGCAGCAAUGCCUCCUUCGAUGUCACACGAGUUUUAUGGCAAGAAGGUGGACGUAAACUGUGUUGGGGCUGGUGAUCAGAUAUUUAUCUGCUUAAGCUCUGCUGAGCUUUGCAGUUAUGUUCUCUGUGAUUUGGUGGAUAAUAACUGGGUUGAACUACCCAAAUGUUCUAUGAACGGUGAAGCCCUGGAGUUCAUGUCUGCUUUUUCAUUCGAGCCAAGGAUUGAAGCUUCUGUAUGAAAAACAAGUUGUGAAGUGAGCUAUGUUUAGAAGGAUUGAGAAUGCAGUCUGUGAUUCCUCCUUUUAUUCUUUUCAAAUAUUUUUUUCUCAUUUUUCUUUGCUUCAUUUAUUCUGUUUCUUCCUGUAUUCUUUUCGUAUUGAUUUGUUUAAGCAAAUUAGCCACAGAUGUUGGCACAAUCAUAUUGCUGUUAUUGCAAUGGAAUUUGCUGGAUGUAUUAUUGAGAUAAUGUAAUUAGACUAUUGGUUGACAAA
Molecule: messenger RNA, 2223 nt
Organism: Theobroma umbraticum
Lineage: Eukaryota; Viridiplantae; Streptophyta; Magnoliopsida; Malvales; Malvaceae
Product: F-box family protein
Molecular function (GO): protein binding
Source: RefSeq, a predicted model, not a curated record